Lizanozyma spartinae is the source of this 624-nucleotide messenger RNA. RefSeq lists its product as uncharacterized. NCBI's taxonomy places the organism in Eukaryota, Fungi, Ascomycota, Pichiomycetes, Serinales, Debaryomycetaceae. The record is from RefSeq and is a predicted model, not a curated record. The coding region runs from base 1 to 624 and encodes 207 amino acids. The transcript has 2 exons.
AUGGUGAUAGAUGAAAGUGGAAGAACUAUUUUAAGAUUAGAAAGAUUGAAUCGAAGACCGUCAUCUGGGGAUGGGACCAAUGAACUUUGGCGUAAUCACUGGAAGGUGUUCUCUGUGGUUGAGAAUAAAUGGAUAGCAAGUAUCAGUCUAGCUAAACUAGGAAAAAGCGGAAGAAUUGAAUGGCUCGGAGAAACCCCUGACGGAUUAAUGCAGAAUAAUAACAGCAUAAGUACAGGUAAUAGGUGGUUACAUAAGUGGCACGGCUGGACUAAGUUAAGGUCGCAGUUAUUAUUCCGAAGAUUUUCAAAUGAAAUGGAAUCGGAUAAAUUGGUAGCUGAUGCCACCAUAAGUCUCUUCGUAGCUGCUAGAAUUAAAGGUGAUAUUUAUGAAGUAGAGUUACCCAGAGAUGGUGGUCUAAUCCAAGCUCACGGAAAUAAGUUUCUAUUAUGGAAACAUCCCACUGAUGCAAGAAUAGGAAAGAAUAAAGAAAAUACCAGCUUCACCAUUGCCGAAAUAUUGGCACAAGGAAAAUCGGGAUAUGAUAUAACAAUUGAUGUUUCCCUCAUUGAUAUUUCAACAGCUUUGCUUAUCUCUGUCAUUGCCAAUUUCCGAUCCUGUAAAUAG